This is a messenger RNA of Trypanosoma brucei brucei TREU927, 2259 nucleotides long. RefSeq lists its product as hypothetical. NCBI's taxonomy places the organism in Eukaryota, Euglenozoa, Kinetoplastea, Trypanosomatida, Trypanosomatidae. The record is from RefSeq and is a predicted model, not a curated record. The transcript has a single exon. The coding region runs from base 1 to 2259 and encodes 752 amino acids.
AUGAGGUGCACGGCAUCCGGUCUGCCCCCCUCAUUUAUCACGGCGGUACGGUCUGGUUUUGACGCUUUCGUCCAUUUGCAACGACAUCGCUUUGCCUCGUACGUGGAAUUGCCCGAUGGUCAACCCCGUGAGAUGAAGGCGCUUUGGGGAGAACAAACUUCUGCUGCUGCGACCCCGGAAACUCUUUGCCAGUGGUCGGACCUCUUCUUUUUGCGGCUCAAGGCGGUUAGUGACGAGGUGCCUUUUGAUCUGACGGUUGGGGUUGUGUGGGAGCUUGUCUCUAUCGUGCUUGGCGUCCUCGAAGGGUGUGGCGACGACGGCCUCGUGGUGAAUGGGUUGUACGUGGAUUGGUAUCGUUCCAGGUUCGUGCACCCUGAAGGUGUGGAACAGAUUCUUAACGAGCUCAGCUCGUCAACACCUGGAAAAGAGGGCGUCCUCAUGGAGAUCGUUGGACCAUGCAUGGUCGCUAUGCAGCGCUGCUUUCUGGCAGGGUUGUUUCCAAUCAGUGCGCAACUCCUCAGCACAUUUAUGGAAUACUUGCGCACUUUCAGUUUGGAUAUAUUCAGUGCAGAGGAGGAGAGCGCGCUGGCGGAUGUCAUUCACUUGUUGCUCCACCCACCAGCUAGCGGUGUAGUGCACGCUGCCUGGGCAGACACCGCGAACCGGUUACUUGUUGACUGUAAGCGUAUCUUAGGGAAUGCGAACAGGAAGGGUGGCGUCGCAAUGCAGGUGGCGCAGCAGUUGAAGUCCCUUUGCCUAGAUCUCCUUCUCAUGGUUAGUGGGGAUGCAGCGCUGGUGUUGCAUAUGUGUUGCCUGCUUAAUCUUGAUGUGGUGGAUUACGUAGCCGCUGUUUGCGUGGUUUGUGGGCCGCCCAUGACGUUGCAACAGAUGCAUCACUUGUUCCGCACGGCUUGGGAUUCAUGGGAAGGUACGGUGAAGGGACCGUGGUACGUCGCCGUCGUGGAACAGCUACUUGGCUGCCGGUGCGUGGCUGAUGUAGUUGGUGUUAUGCAGUUUGUACGCGAUGCAGUGCGUCGAAAUGAGCAUAUUCAGUCGGUUCCGGCCACCGGAAGACUGAAGGGCCAGGAUGGUGAUAGCAACUUUGUUUCUAGCCCAGUUUCGAGCAUUGCUAGUCUAGGUGAAGAUGUUGGUGAUGGCAGUGAGGAUGUGUCGGGUGUUUAUGGGGAGGAUGUUAGCAUCACUGACAGUGGAGAUGACCAUCUGUUGGGAGAUGCGGUUGAGUUGCCCAUGGGAGGCAAAAGUCUUCGUGGCUUUUCUUUACUUUUCAUGGCAGCACACGUGGCCGACAUCUGUGCACCUCCCAUGGGCGCACCUGUGGAUCAAAUUUCUGUCACCUUCACCCGAAAUGAGCUCAUUAGGGACUACGUUGAACUCUUCAGGUGGCAUCCACUUCUGUGGCGUACGGCAGCUACUUACACAGUGUACUCACCCUUCAUGAAUCCUGCUGAGCUCUACCGCACCGUGAUUGGCCAGACAUCGAACGCGGUGCGUGAUCGGUACACGUCUUUGUCCCUCCAAACGUUUAUCCAGACAUCGUGGGAGGAUAACAGUCCUUUUCAGGUUGCUCUCCGUCGACUGCUGCACGACAAAUAUCCGGCGAGUGCUACCGUAAGCAGGUGGAUUAGCGCCGUUGAUUUCUACAGGCACAAGGCCGUUGACGUACUUAACAGAAAGUUGAUCCGUGAAAAGAUGACGUGUGGCGACACUGCGUCCGCUGUGUGGCUUGCGUUGGAGAGCCAACAGUCUAAAUCCGUUCAGGUACAUUUUGAGGAGAUCCUGCGCACUCCCAACGCCCUGUUGUCAGACGAGGUGCAACGUGUGGGUCAAGCGUUGAGCAGCUCAUUUAUUUCUGUCGAUGCGAGUCAAAACCUACGCAUGCUGAAUGUCCUGUGCGCAUGUGCGGCCCUAUUUGAGUAUCGCAAAGCCUGUGCUAGCGCACAACGAGGCGGCGGAUCCUCCGCCAGUUUACCUGUUGGGGUCGUGCAGCACUUACUUCGUGCAGCUGACAGAGUUCUUCAGUGUGCAGCUUCGGUUCGCAUGCAUCCGGAGGUGAUUCUUUCCGUGCUGGAUCGUGCGGCUAGCAUUGCAAUCAACCUUCCUCGUUCUCUGCGGCCACGGACACUCCUCCCACGGCUUAGUAGCGCGUUGGAGCUUAUGUUCGCGGCUCACUCGGGAAAUCUAGCCAGCUACAACGUCAAAGCGGCACCCAUUCGUGAGAAGCUGAUGAGGCUUCUAUAG